Molecule: messenger RNA, 2768 nt
Organism: Durio zibethinus
Lineage: Eukaryota; Viridiplantae; Streptophyta; Magnoliopsida; Malvales; Malvaceae
Source: RefSeq, a predicted model, not a curated record
AAAGUUAGUGAGCGAAAUAGAAUGAAACCAAGGCGGAUUUCUUUCUUUAUUCCUAGUAAGAGAUAUAGUGACAAAAACAUUCGUAGAAAGAGAAACCGUGGAUCGAGAGAAGGAGCAAGUAGAAACAGAGCGGGCUCUAUCUUUAUGUAUUUCAAGAAAUUCCAUAUUCUUCUCAACCCUCGAAAAGACAAACAAAACAAUAAGGACGGAAACAACUUCUUGUUGCCAAAGAAGCACCGGAAAAGUCCUUCAAGACAAGAGCUUUAAUUCCAAUUGACUCACUUUCCAACAAAACCAUAAACCACCAAUCAAACCUGCUUUUGGUGAUGAAACAGCUCUGAUGGUCCAUGGAUAAAGAGAUUUUGAGUGACCAAGUUUUCCAAUUUUCUUAAGGGGUCUUCCAGGAGUUUGAUGAAUUUCAAAACCCAGUUGGGAAUUUUAAUUUAUUGGUCCGUUUGAUCAGUCUUGCUCAGGUGAAUUUGCUGUACUUUUACUGGAGACGAUAUAAAGAACAGAAAGAAUGAAGUUUCACAAUAUCUCUCCAUUUUGAUUGAUUUGGCGUCAAAUGAUUUAGGCAUAUGCUGUUCGCUGAAUAAUAUACAGGAAUUUUAUUUUUUCUGGGGGGGCUUAGACUGCUCUGACUGUUAAUGGAAGGAAUGAUUCAAGAGGGACCAUCUUCUGUGACUCCAUCACCACUUCAGGUCUUCCCCUGGAUGCCACUAUCUCCUGGUUUAGGAUCCCCGUUCCCGUGGCUCCAGGAACUCAAAUCUGAGGAGAGGGGUUUAUGUCUGAUCCAUCUUCUUGUUGCAUGUGCAAACCAUGUCGCAGCCGGUAGUCUUGAGAAUGCCAAUAUUGGACUAGAGCAAAUAUCCCACCUUGCCUCUCCUGAUGGAGAUACCAUGCAAAGAAUUGCUGCUUACUUCACCGAGGCCUUUGCUGACAGGAUGCUUAAAGCAUGGCCGGGUCUUCACAAAGCCCUCAAUUCCACAAAAAUAUCAUCAGUAACAGAGGAAAUUCAUGUUCAAAAAUUGUUCUUUGAGCUAUGCCCCUUCUUAAAGCUUGCGUACGUUAUCACAAAUCAAGCCAUUGUAGAAGGUAUGGAGGGGGAGAAAAUGGUUCAUAUUAUAGAUCUCAAUUCCUCUGAGCCCGCACAGUGGAUCAAUCUUUUUCAAACAUUUAGUGCUAGACCAGAAGGGCCACCCCAUCUGAGAAUUACAGGCAUACAUGAACAGAAAGAGGUGUUAGACCAAAUGGCCCUUCGGUUGACAGAGGAAGCUGAAAAAUUGGACAUUCCAUUUCAGUUUAUCCCAAUAGUAUGCAAGUUAGAGAAUCUUGAUCUAGAAAGUUUGCGCGUCAAGACUGGAGAAGCUCUUGUAGUCAGUUCUGUCCUUCAGCUGCAUACUCUCCUAGCCACUGAUGAUGAAAUGCUUAGAAGGAACAUCAACACCCCAUCCAUGUCUAAGAACCUCAAUACUAAUCGAUCACACAGAGUCUUGCAGAUGAACCAACGUAUUUUAGGAGAAUGGCUUGACAAAGAACCAGUCCAUAUAUAUAGCCCAAGUUCUGACUUGACAACACCAUCACCAUCAUCUCCGCUUUCCCUAGCUCCAGCACCGAAAAUGGGGAGCUUUCUAACUGCUCUUCGGGCACUGUCACCAAAACUGAUAGUUGUAACCGAGCAGGAGUCCAACCAUAAUGGCCCUACUUUAAUGGAGAGGGUAAUGGAAGCAUUAAAUUUCUAUGCUGCACUCUUUGAUUGCUUAGAGUCUACAGUAUCAAGAGCACCUCUAGAGCGACAAAAGGUAGAGAAGAUGCUUUUUGGAGAGGAAAUUAAGAAUAUUAUAGCAUGUGAGGGUCUUGAGAGAAAGCAGAGGCAUGAAAAGCUUGAGAAAUGGAUUCUGAGACUUGAGUUAGCCGGCUUUGGAAGGGUGCCUUUAAGCUACCAUGGCAUGUUGCAGGCAGGAAGAUUGUUGCAGACCAAUAACUAUGAUGGUUAUAAGAUAAAAGAAGAGAAUGGGUGUUUGUUUAUGUGCUGGCAAGAAAGACCUCUAUAUUCAAUGUCAGCCUGGGGAUUUAGACUGUAGACGGUAUGAUUAAGAUUGUUACGCAAUUCUCGAGUGUGCUUGUUUCCUCCUUUUUCUUGUUCUUCUCUCUGUAAAGAAUAUUAAGUUUUUCUUUCUCUGCAAUCUCAUAGUGUUCCAACGAAAAGUCAGAGCUAAUUUCACGUUGACUCCUAGGGUUUCUCUUUGUUUGUUUGCUUGUUUAAUUGCCCUUAUACUUUCUGUAUUUACUUUUAAAAUUUAAGUAUAUCUGAUUCGUGUCCUUGGGCUGCUGCCUUAUAUAGUCCAUGAUAUUUUAGGCAUUCUUAUUUGCAGAAAUUUGACGGGAGACUUUGAGUCACUUCAUAAUCUCAUAAAAUUUCAUGUUCAUUGAUGAGGGAAUUAAUUUUUGAGUAAGCUUAUCCAUACCAGUUCUCCUCUGUUCUACUAUUGAAUCCUUUCCACUUUGUUUUAUAUGUAUUCCAUAUCGUGAAUUCCUUAAUUUGUUUUCUAGAAAUGCUACUAUGCUUCAUCCAGUAAUCAUGUGGACACAAACUUUCCCUGGAGUCAACAUGACCUAAGAAAUUAACUAGCCAAUUGACAAAUCAGAUAAUACUGAAACUCUAGCAUUGGAAGGUUGGAACAUCUCUGGUAGGAAUCCUAUAUGUCGUCCAUUGUCUUGGAAAUUUACAAUAGAUUUCUUAUGCAUCCAUAAUUAAUAGAAAUGAU